Helianthus annuus (common sunflower) is the source of this 2473-nucleotide messenger RNA. RefSeq names its product O-fucosyltransferase 29. The coding region runs from base 330 to 2081 and encodes 583 amino acids. NCBI's taxonomy places the organism in Eukaryota, Viridiplantae, Streptophyta, Magnoliopsida, Asterales, Asteraceae. The record is from RefSeq and is a predicted model, not a curated record. The transcript has 9 exons.
CACAUAAAUCACUCUUGUCCCUCUUCACAAAAUCCAACACACUCUCCCUUUCCAUUUCCAUUCUCUCUCUCUCCUCACACUCCCCCUUUCUCUCUCUCUCUCUAAAACACCACCUCUUUACUUUUCAAGAAACUUGAAUUCUCAUUUCCCAGUUGCUUGCUAUAAAUAAUCACAGGCCCCCCAUUUCCACACACACCCAUCUGACCAUCUGUACUGUUUACAAACAGUAGAGAGAGAAAGUGUAGAGAGAGAAAGUGUGUGUUUUGUGGAAUGUAACAUGAUAUAUUGUGUAAAGUUCAAAAACCCAUUAUUAUUUUUAGUUUUUGUAAAUGGGUAUAGCGAAAUCUUGGAGAUACAGUGGAAAAGUUUUGAUCUUUGCUAAUAAUCAUCAUCAUAACCACAAGAUUAGUAAAAAAGACAAGAUUUUGAAGGGUCAGCAUCAUCAUUGUGUGAUAUGGCCGCCGGAGACGGCGGUGGUCGGUGGUGGUGGACAGCGGCGGCGGAUCUCGUGGACGGUGGUUUGUGGGGUGUUGUUGUUUGUUCUUGGGUUGGUGUCUUUUUUUACUGGUCAUGUUGCUUCUGAUCUUGAGUGGUGUUCUCAUAGACUUGUUAAAAGGCGGCUGUGGAAGAAGAAAGUGGGCCGAUUUAGUGCUGUACGAGUUGACAUAUGGAAAUCCGACUUCUCGAAAUUCUACUAUGGAUGCAGCGAGAGAAGCCCUUAUUAUGCACCUCCUACACAUCAACGGCUUUCGAACGGUUAUCUACUAAUUGCCGCAAGUGGUGGGUUGAACCAACAAAGAACAGGGAUUACCGAUGCUGUAGUCGUUGCACGUAUUCUAAACGCUACUUUAGUCAUUCCCGAGUUGGAUCAUCACUCAUAUUGGAAAGACAACAGCGAUUUUGCCAACAUAUUUGAUGUCGAUUGGUUCAUAUCUUUUCUCGCAAAGGAUGUGCCUGUUGUCAAAAGAGUCCCGGACAAAUUUAUGAGAUCACUUGAAAAACCACCGUACACAAUGCGGGUCCCAAGGAAAUCGGAACCCCAAUUUUACCUUGAUGAAGUACUGCCAAUACUCGUGAAGAGACGAGUUCUUCAGUUAACAAAGUUUGAUUAUAGGCUUGCUAAUGACCUUGAUGAAGAGCUACAACGGCUGCGUUGUCGGGUCAAUUAUCACGCUUUACGAUUUACUAAACCAAUACAAAAUCUUGGACAGAAAAUCGUUAUGGAAAUGAGGAAGAUGGCUCCUCGCUUCAUUGCUAUUCACUUGAGGUUUGAGCCCGAUAUGCUUGCAUUUUCGGGUUGUUACUAUGGUGGUGGUGAUAAGGAAAGAAGCGAGCUCGGUGAAAUCAGGAAAAGAUGGGCAACAUUACCCGAAACAAGUCCUGAUGGAGAGCGGAAACGAGGAAAAUGUCCUCUUACGCCUCAUGAAGUAGGCUUAAUGCUCCGGGCGCUUGGUUUUGAAAAUAACACGUAUCUUUAUGUUGCAUCGGGUGAAAUAUAUGGCGGGGACGAAACUUUAAAGCCUCUAAGGGAACUGUUUCCAAAUUUUUACACAAAGGAAACGCUUGCCAGUGAGGCUCUUGAACCGUUUCUUCCGUAUUCUUCGCGGCUUGCUGCCAUUGACUAUAUUGUUUGUGAUGAAAGCGAUGUUUUCGUCACCAACAAUAAUGGGAACAUGGCGAAAAUUCUUGCGGGUCGAAGGAGGUACAUGGGGCAUAAGAGAACCAUUCGUCCAAAUGCGAAAAAGCUAAAUGCAUUGUUUCUCAAACGCGAUAAGAUACCAUGGGAAUCGUUUGCUAAAAAGGUUAAAGCCGCCCAACAAGGAUUCUUAGGCGAACCGGACGAGAUGAAAACCGGGCGCGGUGAAUUCCACGAGUACCCUUCAACUUGCAUUUGCAAAAAGCCCUUCAAGUUUUCCGAUCUCGACAUCAACUACAACAAAAGCCAAAACCUCACAAAACUGCCCUUUAACCCCGAAGCAGAAACCGAAUACGGACGCAACGAAGAGGAUCAAGGUGUGCAUAAUGUGCAAAGCUUAGUCACAAUGGAGAAAAAGGGUGGUGUUGACUUUUUGGUUGACUAAUGGCAACAAGAAAGUUGAGGGUGGUUUUAGGUAUGAGGGUUUUUUUUUUUUUUUUUGUUAAUUUAUAUCUUGAGCUAAAGUUGGCUCUCUGGUGUAUUUAUACUUUUUUUAUAAUGUCCAUUUUACCCUUGGGGUGUCAUUAGGGUGUGAAAAGAAUUGUGUAUAGGAAGGUGUUUUGACUUCUUGAAGAGUGUUAUUCUUCAAGUGUUGUAAUAUUUUUGUAAGGUAGGAGUAGCAUAUUUGGUGUUUGGCAGUUGGUUUGAAGUAUGUGAGCUGCUUUAACAUGAUAUUGGGUUGAUGGGUAUAACCACCCAUAACUAUUAAACCAAUGAAUUCAAACUUAGAUAAAGUCUGUAAUGUUGAAACAAAACCGUAUCUAGUUUCUUUUUCUU